CAGUUCUCGUGUGCGGAUGAAUUCUCGCGAUAGUUGCUGUAGCUGAAAAUCCUAGGAGCAAAGCAGGGAGCAUGACAUGUCAACACAACAGAUAAAUUAUCACCACACAGGCAUGUAAGGCUACUCCACCUGGACCUACGCCUCCUCCACCAGCAUCCUCCUCACCUGCUGUCUCCAUGACAACCCCUCCACUAGUGUCGCCCUUUGGCGGGCAGCCUCCGCCUCCAGCGCCGCCACAGCUGCAGCUGCAGCAGGCCCAGGCGGCACGGGAUGUCAACACGGCCUCUCUGUGUCGCAUCGGACAGGAGACGGUCCAAGACAUUGUCCUCAGGACCAUGGAGAUCUUCCAGCUCCUGAGGAACAUGCAGCUCCCGAAUGGAGUGACUUACAACCCAAACACCCACGGGGACCGGCUGGGGAAACUGCAGGAGCACCUACGGAUGCUUUCUGUGCUCUUCCGCAAGCUGCGCCUCGUCUACGACAAAUGCAACGAGAACUGCUCCGGGAUGGACCCGAUACCCCCAGAGCAACUGAUACCCUUCAUGGAGGAUGACGGCUCUAAACACGAGGAACGCUCAGCUGGCCACAGCCGCCCUGCCACCGAGGAGAGGAGAGAAAUCCUGGAGGUCAACAAGAAACUGAAGCAGAAGAACCAGCAGUUGAAGCAGAUCAUGGACCAACUACGCAAACUCAUCUGGGAAAUCAACGCCAUGCUGGCGGUCAGGAGCUGAGACACACACACAUUUACUAUAAGUGAUGGACGGGAAGAUUUGGUCAUUAACUGGACGUGUGACAAGGUACCGCUGCACUUUAAAGAAGAAAUUGAGACAUUGGCAAUAUCAACCCGUUUCCAGAAGACAUGAAA
Molecule: messenger RNA, 865 nt
Organism: Gasterosteus aculeatus aculeatus (three-spined stickleback)
Lineage: Eukaryota; Metazoa; Chordata; Actinopteri; Perciformes; Gasterosteidae
Gene: med30
Product: mediator complex subunit 30
Biological process (GO): positive regulation of DNA-templated transcription
Cellular component (GO): mediator complex
Molecular function (GO): transcription coregulator activity
Source: RefSeq, a predicted model, not a curated record